CGCGGUCGUUGCCACUUCACCCCAUCCCCCCUUCUCGAACCUGUCCCUAUCCCAUCCAGCCAAUCUCCAUUGGCUUCCCAUGCGCCUAUAGUAGCAGCUUGUGUAGUUCCUCAUACGCAAGACGCAACUUCACUCGCCUCGCAAGGUAACCCACACCGAGGAAAAAAGCGGGCGCAAUAUAAAUAUAUAUAUACGCAGAUGGCCAUGGAAUCCACACCGAGCGAGUCCGGUCCCGGCCCACUCCGGAUAACCGAACCAGGCGCUCCUUCCUCUUUCACUACCGGCCAUCCGCCGGAGGCAGGUGUAAUAGACUCGCCGAUAUCGCCGGCCUCUCCCAACGCUCUUGCGCGCUUCGAGUUCGAGGCUGGUCGCGGAAACGAAGGGUCUAAGAUCUUGAUGGUAGAGUGGGAUCCGGAGCCGACGGGCGAAGACGGUUGGGUCGUGACGUGGGAGGGCAAGAAGACCACGUUCCAGGUAAAUGAGAAAGUAGAGGACGAGGACGAAAGUGUCGAAGAGAAGGUGGAAGCCGGGAUCCAGCAACGUAGACAGCGCGUUUAUUUCCUCCUUCCGUCCGAUGUCGCGGUGCCUCCCGUCGUCACUAUUUCGCAUGCCGGUUCCGGUCGCGCGCUAACCGCAAAGUCGAUGCCGGCGAUUUUCGCGCCCGGCCUCGGUGUCGGGUCACGCGACGCGGGCCGCAGGGGCGUGCUGCAUACCGUAUGGGCGAGGCUAAGAGCGGCGCAGCUGCAGGAUGAGAUCCGUGCCGAACUCAAGGAUAAUAGCGAGAGCGUGGGUCUUGAGAUGGCGGUCCAGGAGCGGCUAUGGAUCAUCGAUCACUUUGGCCUCGACGACCUAAGGCUUCAGGAAGCAAGUCUCGCUGCCGCUGCGGUCCCCGUGUCAUCCCUACCACCCGCGAGCCCAAGAUCACCGAUAGGAGGGAGGUUGGGGGAGAAGUUGAGGGGGUUGAAGUUGGCGACUUCGCCGUCGGAUUUAGCAAAUCCUUUAGGUACCCACUUCUCGCAACAAAACCCACAUCUACAGGGUCCUGAUCAUCCUCCCCCGCCCAACAAGAGAGGGGACGAAGUGACGCCGCCGAGAACAGGCGCGGAUCCAGUCGCCGGCGUGGCAUCCCUCGACGCCGUUCUCGGUGGAAACCACACGCAAGUCGCUGCAGAGCCGCCCGCAACCCAGAGCAAGGAGACGGAAGACGAGCUAUUCGCGCUGCCGAUGAGCCCACGGAGUCCAGACAUGAAGACCAAGAGCCCCUUCGGACUUCUGAGGUAGGACGGGGAAAAGAAAAGCCUCAGACCCCCGAAGCCCUAGACAGGGUUCUAGAAAUAGCGUACAGAUGUGGAAAUCUGGAGAUUGGGGAAAUUUUAAACAAAAGACAUGCUACAUACGUAAUGAACCCGGGGAGUCGAACCCGGGGAACGGAGGUAAAACUGGGAUAGGUAUGGAGUGUGGAGAAGAGGCGUGCUAGAGUAGUAUGUAGCUGACCGAGUAUAAUGAAUAUGGAGCAAGAGUGGAACGAAAUAAGUGGAGGGAAAGGGCCUCGGAAAAGGGGCCCGGUAUCUGGGGCGGCUGGGGGAAUGAAAGGUAACGUCGGCCGGUAGCUAAAAAGGGCAAACCCGCAACGGCCACGCGAGAAAUUGUGGGCGUGUC
Molecule: messenger RNA, 1659 nt
Organism: Annulohypoxylon maeteangense
Lineage: Eukaryota; Fungi; Ascomycota; Sordariomycetes; Xylariales; Hypoxylaceae
Exons: 2
Coding region: 199-1281 (360 amino acids)
Source: RefSeq, a predicted model, not a curated record